UUUUUUUAAAAAAAUAACCAUUAACGAUCGUAAUUUAACAUCGACUAUAUAUAUAGAUAUGACCAUGUGAAAAGGUUUAUUUAUAAACUAAAGACUACUAAACUCACACGGCUGUGAAAAUGAGCAACGCUCUAAUUGCUUUAGAGGGUUCUGCAUCAAAAAACAAAAGGUUAGAAGAGAAGGUAGCAAUAAUUACAGGUGGAGCAAGCGGGAUCGGAGCAAGUGCGGUGAAAAUAUUCCAUGAAAACGGAGCGAGUGUUGUUAUCGCUGAUAUCCAAGACGAACUGGGUCAGGCCAUGGCUGAUAAGCUCGGAGAAAAGGCCUGUUACAUCCACUGCGAUGUGUCAAAGGAAGAAGAUAUCCGCGACCUCAUCGACACUACCAUUGCAAAGCACGGAAAACUCGACAUAAUGUACAACAACGCAGGCGUUCUCGACAAGCCAUUUGGUGGGAUUCUGGAGACCACAAAGUCGGAUUUAGAGCGUGUAACAAACGUUAACUUAGUGGGAGCUUUGCUGGGAGCCAAGCACGCAUCAAGGGUGAUGAUACCCCAGAGAAAAGGAUGCAUUCUGUUCACCGCAAGUGCUGCCACAGCCAUCGCAGGACUCUCAACGUCUCAUCCUUACACCGCGUCAAAGUACGCGAUAUUAGGGAUAACUAGGAGCUUGGCGGCCGAAGUUGGCGAGUUUGGAAUACGAGUGAACUGCGUCUCCCCUUACGCUGUUGUGACGGGCAUGUCGCCUACUGGGGAAGCCGGCGUGGCGCAAGUAGAAGAGUUUUUGAGUGAAAUGGGAAAUCUGAAGGGACAUAUUCUGAGGGCUGAGGAUGUGGCCAAAGCUGCACUCUAUUUGGCUAGUGAUGAAGCACAAUACGUAAGUGGUCUUAACCUCGUGGUGGACGGUGGGUUUAGUAUUGUCAAUCCCACCUUAAAGUCACACCUAUAAAAUAAAAAUUAAUCAACAAAAUGUCACAAGUUCUACGUAUGCGCUUUGUUUUAUUUAAAUAAUAUGAUGAAAUACUCAUAAUUAUGCGAUAUGUCAAAUUAUUUAAAUUAA
This is a messenger RNA of Humulus lupulus (European hop), 1055 nucleotides long. RefSeq names its product tropinone reductase-like 1. Bases 120 to 944 code for a protein of 274 amino acids. The transcript is spliced from 2 exons. Gene Ontology annotation, molecular function: oxidoreductase activity. NCBI's taxonomy places the organism in Eukaryota, Viridiplantae, Streptophyta, Magnoliopsida, Rosales, Cannabaceae. The record is from RefSeq and is a predicted model, not a curated record.